AUCCAUAAACUGCAUGUUCGCGUUCGCGCCCUGCGCGCCCUGCGGCAUCGGUCGCGGUAUGUCCGCCAUAUCUCGCCGUUCCGUCGCGCGCGCGUCCGCGUCGCCCGAGACGCGCGUCGCGGUCGCCCGUCGCGCGUCGCGGUGCGUCGCCAACGGGACGCGGCGCGCGCGUCUCGGGCGACGCGAGUCUCACACACGGACCACGACGCCCGCGACCGCGCGCGGUCUCCUCGCGACCCGCGCGCGCGUUCUCUUCGCGACGCGCGCGACGCGAACAUGCCGUCCAACAAGACUUUCAAGGUGAAGAAGAUUUUGGGGAAGAAGCAAAAGCAAAACCGCCCGCUUCCCCAAUGGAUCCGCAUGCGCACGGGUAACACCAUUCGCUACAACGCGAAGCGUCGACACUGGAGACGCACCAAGCUCAACUUGUAA
Molecule: messenger RNA, 432 nt
Organism: Ostreococcus lucimarinus CCE9901
Lineage: Eukaryota; Viridiplantae; Chlorophyta; Mamiellophyceae; Mamiellales; Bathycoccaceae
Gene: RPL39
Product: Cytosolic 80S ribosomal protein L39; Cytosolic 60S large ribosomal protein L39
Exons: 3
Coding region: 277-432 (51 amino acids)
Biological process (GO): translation
Cellular component (GO): ribosome; cytosolic large ribosomal subunit
Molecular function (GO): structural constituent of ribosome
Source: RefSeq, a predicted model, not a curated record